This is a messenger RNA of Erigeron canadensis, 3479 nucleotides long. RefSeq names its product importin-9. Gene Ontology annotation, biological process: protein import into nucleus. Gene Ontology annotation, molecular function: small GTPase binding. Gene Ontology annotation, cellular component: nuclear envelope; cytosol. Bases 80 to 3163 code for a protein of 1027 amino acids. The transcript is spliced from 33 exons. Lineage: Eukaryota; Viridiplantae; Streptophyta; Magnoliopsida; Asterales; Asteraceae. The record is from RefSeq and is a predicted model, not a curated record.
UCAUCUUCCCCCAAAUUCGAGCGGGAAAAUUACGCAAACAACUCACACACAGAGUUAGUUAAUUAUUUAUUUUAAAAAAAUGGUAAAUAUGAUGGAUCAAGAUCAACAAUGGCUGAUAAACUCACUGAGUGCUACUCUUGAUACUAAUCAACAAGCCAGAUCUUUUGCUGAAGCUUCUUUAAACCAGGCUUCACUUCAACCUGGUUUUGGAAGUGCUUUAUCAAAGAUUGCUGCUAACAGGGGUCUUCCUUUAGGAUCUCGCCAAUUAGCUGCGGUUCUACUAAAACAGUUUGUUAAGAAACACUGGCAGGAGGACGAGGAUGGUUUUGAACAUCCUGUUGUUUCAGUUGAGGAAAAGGCAGUUAUACGUGGUCUUUUGUUGCUCUCACUGGACGACCCGCAUAGAAAAAUCUGCACAGCUAUUAGUAUGGCUGUAGCAUCAGUUGCACACCAUGAUUGGCCAGAUGAAUGGCCUGACUUAUUUCCGUUUUUGAUGAAGUUAAUUAAUGAUCAAAGUAAUACAAACGCAGUGAAUGGGGCUCUUAGAUGUUUGGCUCUCGUCUGUGCGGAUUUGGAUGAUAAACUGGUGCCUAGAAUAAUACCAGUAUUGUUCCCUUGCUUGCAUGCUAUUGUUUCAUCACCUCAGAUCUAUGACAAACCAUUGCGCACUAAGGCUCUUUCCAUAGUUCAUUCCUGUAUAUCUAUGCUGGGGGUUAUGAGUGGUGUGUACAAGACAGAAACAAGUGCAUUGAUGUUACCGUUGGUCAAAACUUGGAUGGUCGAGUUUUCUUCCAUUCUAAAGAACCCAGUGCAAUCUGAAGAUCCAGAGGAUUGGAGUAUCAGAAUGGAGGCUUUAAAGUGCUUGAGUCAAUUUGUUCAGAACUUCCCAAGCCUGGCAGAAAGCCAGUUCAUGGAGAUUCUGGUACCAUUAUGGCAAACAUUUGUGUCAUCUCUUGGUGUAUAUGAACGAUCAUCAAUUGAAGGACUCGAAGAUGCAUAUGAAGGAAGAUAUGAUUCUGAUGGUUCAGAGACAAGCCUUGAGUCCUUCAUCAUCCAAUUGUUUGAGUUUCUGCUAACUAUUACUGGUAGUAAAAAGUUUGUGAAGGCAUUUGGAAGUAGUAUCAAAGACUUGGUAUACUAUUCUAUUGCUUUCAUGCAAACUACUGAACAACAAGUCCACGCUUGGUCCCUGGAUGCUAAUCAGUAUGUUGCUGAUGAAGAUGAAAAUACUUAUAGCUGCCGUGUUUCGGGCUCUCUUUUGUUGGAAGAGAUUGUAAUAUCUUGUGAAAAUGAGGGAGUUUAUGCUAUAUUAAAUGCUGCUAAACAAAGGAUUGACGAGUCUCAGCAGGAGAAGGCCAAAGGCUCUGCUGAUUGGUGGAGGAUGAAGGAGGCCACUCUGUUUGCUUUGUCUUCUGUGUCAGAACAAUUGCUGGAAUCCGAGGUUUCUGGCCCUUCUGGAGUCAAUAUUGGGAACCUUCUCGAGCAAACUUUGACAGAAGACAUGGCAGCAGGUGUACAUGAAUUUCCUUUUCUCUUUGCUCGUAUGUUUUCAACAAUUGCUAAAUUCUCAUCUGUGAUUAACCAUUUUGUUAUUGAUCAUCUUCUCUAUGCGGCUAUCCAGGCAAUAGGCAUGGAUGUACCCGCGCCUGUCAAGGUCGGCGCAUGUAAUGCACUCUCCCAACUUUUACCUGACACCAAUAGAGCAAUACCGCAGCCUCAUAUAUUGGCCCUGUUUUCAUCACUUACAGAACUCCUUAAGCAGGCAUCUGAUGAGACAAUGCAUCUUGUCCUUGAGACACUGCAAGCGGCUGUUAAGGCAGGCCAUGAAGCUGCAUUGUCCAUAGAGCCUGUAAUUUCUCCUAUUAUACUUAACAUGUGGGCUAUGCAUGUUUCUGACCCUUUCAUAAGCAUUGAUGCACUUGAGGUUCUCGAGGCAAUAAAAAACGCUCCUGGGUGUGUUCAUCCUCUUGUUUCACGUGUUUUGCCAUACUUGAGGCCUAUCCUCGACAAACCGCAACAGCAGCCUGAUGGUUUAGUUGCUGGUUCUUUGGAUCUUCUGACGAUGUUACUCAAGAACGCUCCUAUUGAUGUGGUAAAAGCAGUUUAUGAAGUCUGUUUCGAUCCAGUUGUGCGUACAGUUCUUCAGAGUGACGACCACGGUGAAAUGCAGAAUGCAACUCAAUGCCUUGCUGCUCUUGUCUCUGGUGGAAAGCAAGAAAUGCUCGCAUGGAGUGGUGAUCCUGGUUUUACCAUGAGAUGUCUGCUAGACGUAGCUUCAAGGCUUCUUGAUCCAGAUCUAGAGAGCUCGGGAUCCCUUUUUGUUGGAAAUUAUAUUUUGCAACUUAUUCUACAUUUAUCCUCGCAAAUGGCACAACAUAUUAGAGACCUUGUUGUUGCUCUUGUUAGGCGAAUGCAGUCCUGCCAAAUUGCUGGAUUGCGAAGUUCAUUACUGCUUAUUUUUGCAAGACUGGUUCACAUGAGUGCACCACAUGUUGAACAAUUUAUAAACUUGCUCAUCACUAUCCCCACUGAAGGCCAUACUAAUGCCUUGCAUUAUGUUAUGUCAGAAUGGACUAAGCAGCAAGGAGAAAUUCAAGGGGCCUACCAGAUUAAAGUGACAACCACAGCUUUGGCAUUACUAUUAUCGACCAGGCAUGUCGAGUUUGGAAGCAUCAAUGUCCAAGGUCAUUUAAUGAAGUCCUCUGCAGGGAUUACCACUCGUUCAAAAGCCAAAGUUACUCCUGAUCAGUGGACAUCGAUUUCACUUCCUGCAAAGAUUCUUAGUAUAUUGGCAGAUGUCUUGCUUGAGAUUCAAGAACAAACUCUAGAAGAUGACAAUCAGGAUAGUGAUUGGGAAGAAGUUGAAGCAGGAGAUGCCGAAAUUGAGCAAGAUUUGCUUUAUUCAGCCGGCGCUACAUCCUACAGCAGACCUUCACAUGGUUAUCUAGACGCCAUGGCAAAAGCCUUUAAUGAGGAUGAAGAUGAUGGUUAUGAUGAUGACCUACUAAGUGCUGCUGACCCACUCAACGAGAUUAACCUGGCAAGUGAUAUCUCCACCUUCAUUCGUGAGUUCUCUCAGGGAGACCAACCUCUUUUUAACCAUCUUAGCCAGAGUUUAACACAGGCUCAGAAAAAAGCUGUACAAAUGGUCUUGAGCCGGUAAGAUUCAUCACUGUAUCAUCAAUAGAAGAACUUUCAUUUGUAUGUAAUAUUCCAUUUGGGUGGAUAACGUAACAUCCGAGUUUGUACAUUACGGGUUUUUUCGUCUUCAUUUUUGUUUCUCUACCCCCGUCUUUUUUAUGGUAUUUUCUUUGCGUUGGUGAUGCAGACUGCAGAGUGCUAGUGUUUUUUAGUUUAUAAAAUGCAUACACUCGAAGGCCAUUAUCUAUUUCUUUAGGUCUAUAUUAUACGUAUUUCCCAGGGAGGAAUUCUUUCAAUCUAAACUGGAUAUUAAAUUGGAAUUUCUGGUUUGCUCUUCA